AUGCUGAAAGACGCANGCUUUGAGGAUGUGAUCGCNGAGGACCGUACUGAUCAGGAGGAUUACAAUGACAUUGUUGGAGGAUGGAAAUCAAAGCUUGAAAGGAGUACAUCUGGUGAACAAAAAUGGGGUUUAUUCAUCACCAACAAGAAGUAG
Arabis nemorensis is the source of this 153-nucleotide messenger RNA. The record is from the annotation of a GenBank genome assembly. Lineage: Eukaryota; Viridiplantae; Streptophyta; Magnoliopsida; Brassicales; Brassicaceae.